Messenger RNA from Sparassis crispa, 786 nucleotides. RefSeq lists its product with no specific name. The transcript has 3 exons. Lineage: Eukaryota; Fungi; Basidiomycota; Agaricomycetes; Polyporales; Sparassidaceae. The record is from RefSeq and is a predicted model, not a curated record. Bases 1 to 786 code for a protein of 261 amino acids.
AUGGCUUAUCCCAUUCAGUGGCUCGACGCCACCUUCAGAUCUCGCGCAAAGACAGAACAGCUCCUCAGACCUGACUUAGAGUCUGGCCUUAUCACGGAGCAUGAUUACCAUCUCGCCUCUGCUUUCCUCCCAGCUUCGCAUCGUUACUGGCCUUACUAUUACUCCAUCCUUACCGGUGGCACAGCUGCUGGCUACACCAGAUUCUACAGAAAGCCCCCCAUGUCGAUAAAUCGCAGCGUGAUCAUCAGCACCGUAGCUGCCUUCCUUGGCUCCGUGUACGGCCAGUUUCGACGCGCCAAGGCUCACUGGAACUUCACCAAAGCACUAGAUGAUCCUGCCGCCUUCAGUCAAGCCUUGCAGAACGUGAACCAGAGGACGGGAGGAACCACUCCCCUUACAUGGACGCUUCAGCGAGCAAAGGAAGUUCCCCAGAGGGAGGACGUCCAUGGCAAUAAUACAUCGCAGAACCCUGAUGCUUGGGCUCCUGAUGCGGACCAGGGUGCUUCUGCCGUCACAGUUGCGUCAGGGAGCAUCCUCAAACCAACGCAGCAACCAGCAUCGGAAAGCACGUCAAAAUCUCACAGUCGAUGGGAGGACAUACGCACCGCCAAUGCUCGCAACGCCGCGCAAUCAUCCUCCUGGGACGUUCUGCGACAAAGCCAUGAGCGCGAACAGAUCCCAAGCGACAACCAGCCGGAAACUCCAUAUGCCGAUAGCAGUCGGGCGCAGGAGCAGGCGCGGUUUGACGCAAUGUUAGAAGCGGAAAGGAAAUUGUCCGGCCAGUAA